Daldinia decipiens is the source of this 1193-nucleotide messenger RNA. RefSeq lists its product as uncharacterized. The transcript is spliced from 2 exons. The coding region runs from base 300 to 1127 and encodes 275 amino acids. NCBI's taxonomy places the organism in Eukaryota, Fungi, Ascomycota, Sordariomycetes, Xylariales, Hypoxylaceae. The record is from RefSeq and is a predicted model, not a curated record.
CUCAUCCGUUCAGUCCGGUGCAGAUAGUGGCUGAAGAAAAUGGCCCCCAUCCGUACACGUCCAUAUUCGUACUACUUAGGUUAGCUUAUUUGAGUACCUAGACUUUUUUUUAUAGUGGUCCAAGCUUCGCAACAACACUUUUCAAUUCUUUCAAACUGCCUACCUCUUAGGUCGCACAUACGACCGGUCUAUUAUAUGAAGCUAGGCAGUGUUAAUUCAUAGCAAACACAUUCGAUCAACAACUAUUAGUUUUCAAUUCUACAUAUCUGGGACUGGAAAUCAUAUUAACUACUUCUACUAUGUUUGAUGUUCCUGAUGCUAAACGAAUUCGGCGGGAAGAAUUAUAUGAUUCUGCCUCAGAUGAGGAGGCGCCACAUGAUGAUCAAUGGGUUUCGACCUUGCGAGAGAAAUUAAAUGCGCAGUUCUCUGGUUUACUGGGUCUCAGCUCUGUAACAGAUGGAGAUACUAGAGCACAACAAGUCCCAGAAUCUCACGAAGGAAAUGCAAAUGAAACCCUUAUGGAUGGGGAUGACGUUAAGGAGUCCCAAGAGGAGACCUUUACAUUCAGGUUAUUUCGGGAUGAGGAACCCUUGCGGAAGGUAGUACUCGAACCCCAAAAUGCUGGUAUGGAAAAGGGUGGCGAUGGCGCUUUCGUGGUUGCUAAACGGCCGAUCUCAUACUACUUGGCUGGGGAACUGCCACUUGAAGCUACGGAUAGAUUCAGGAUGGCUGCAGUUAGCGCGGAUUACCUCUUCCAAGACGCAAAAAGGAGACGGUGGGGACUUGAGAAGCCAUGGAAAGUCACAACUGUCACUAUCACUAAAAAUAAUAAAAUGAGGGCUCCGGAUAGUUCUGUUGGCAAGAACGCAGCUGCUGAUGUAGAAAAGAAAAGAAAGAGGCCAGGGAAGAAGAGAAGAAUUAUUCUGAGAACGCGUGAGAAGGCAAAGAAGGAACAGGAGGAAGCUGCAAAACAACAAACAGUAGAGAAGGAAGAGCACCUGAAGGACAAGAAAAAGAGACUGAAUAGACAGAAAAAGCUAAAGCGGAGAGCUAAGGAAAGAGAAAAGAAACAAGGCGUGAAGGAUGACGCGGGUUCUGAGCAUAGUAAAAGGGACAGUUCGGACUAGGAGGAAUAAUUAAGCCAAUACCUUAUUUGUGAUAUUCAAUAUAGUUGGAUGUUAAGGAGUUCAUAG